Molecule: messenger RNA, 1956 nt
Organism: Entamoeba invadens IP1
Lineage: Eukaryota; Evosea; Mastigamoebida; Endamoebidae
Exons: 2
Coding region: 1-1956 (651 amino acids)
Cellular component (GO): cytoplasm
Molecular function (GO): protein binding
Source: RefSeq, a predicted model, not a curated record
AUGAACUUUCUUAUUGAAGAAAUCCAUAACAUCCAACGUGUAUUAGGGAAUGAGGAGACUCUACAACUUACUCCCCCAACAGUUAUGCUUUUGAAUGGUCUUUCACACCCCGAAUUUACUUGUUUAUUUGAUAUCAAGCGUAGUCUUGACAAUAUGAAGAAAUUAAUUAUUGAUCAAGGUAUUGACCAAAACUCUGGUGAUAACGUUCAGAAUAGUGAUGUUCUCUUAUUGGAGUUCUGUCAAUACUGUGAAUUGAAUUCCUUAGUUGUCAAGAGUUUAGGUGGUAACAUAGACUUGACACAACCAUACCUUUCAGACUAUUUGACCGACUUGGAAGUCAAUAACACUGUCGUCCAAAGCAUUUCAUUAAUGAUGAACAUCCCUACCAAUUCAUGGAAACGAUUAGAAGUUCUGAAAAUAACUGGCUGUGGUAUUUCAGAGUUGGAAAACAUCUUUAAUAGUGUUGUCUUCCCUAACCUUCAACGGGUCGAUGUUUCUCGAAAUCGCAUCUCUAAACUCUCUGGACUCGAUGAACGACCACUCGACGCUUUUACUGCCGAUUUCAAUAGAAUUGAAUCAGUGUAUUUCAACCCAGAUAACAUUCCCUUCUUGUCUUAUUUGUCCCUUAAUAACAACAAAUUGAGUGAUAUCAAUUCUUUAGCUCCUUGUAAGAACCUUAGUGUAUUAGGAUUGAUGAAUAAUAAUAUCUCAAGUACUGCGAGUUUAAGUUCAAUGUUAGGAAGCUUAAUUGUAUUAAAUUCACUCUUCUUAACAGGGAAUCCGAUUUGUUCGAUUCAAAAUUACCGAUUUAAUGUUAUUAAAUACCUCAACAAAUCGUUGUUUGAACCAGUCACUGGGAUAGAUGAGAACGGUGUGACAAGAACGUACGACGCAGAUGUCGAUUUCGCUUUGGACGGUAUUCCACUGACACAAAAAGACAUUGUAUUAAUCCGCGAUUCAAAGUCAUUCCCAGAGUCUUCAUAUCGACGGAUGAAAAAAGACGACGACGAUUUACUGACACAAAACACGUCGCUCUCGAUGGUCGAUGAAAGACUUGGACUCUAUUAUCAAAACACAUCUAUCGCUCAAACAGCUUCAUUCGACGAAUCAACAGGUCUCAAUCUCCUUGACAAGUUGAUUGCUCUUGACGUCAAAAGGGCCGAAAAUGAUGACAGCCCAUUCCUUUCUGUCUCUUUUGACGGAAAGCUUAAGGCGUUUGACACGUCAGACGAGACUUUUGAGAUGUCAAAAAGCGGAGAUGUGAGAAGUGAGAUGGAAAAGCAAACGGAGAGAAUGGAAACCAUCGAGUAUGGAAAAAGUAUAGUAAAUAUAGUUUCUCAUCGGACGAAUCACGAUUCGCGAGAUGUCAAUAAUGCGGAACGGGUGUUGAGAAAAAUCAAAGGGAUUUUGAGGCUUGAUGAUGCUGCGAGUGCUGAGGUUCGAAAGGCCGUUAAUCAGAUUGAGAUGCAACCGAAUGGAGCAUUGCCUGGCGAUAGGCAAGAUUUGGACUCAUAUUCUCAGAUAAUCAGUAACGAACAAGCACUUAAAGGAACUCUUUUUGAGGAAUUUGAGAAGUUGAUUACCAAGUUUAACAACAACAAUAGAACAGUCGAGGUAGUUAUCCCGAAACAUCGAAGUGACGAGAAUUUCACAUUAGAAAUCAUCUUACCGUUCGAGGUGCCUUACAUCUUCGAUUUAAUACAAUCGCUUGUGUUGGACAAAGACGAGUAUGCCAAAGGUAUUGUCCUCGACUUCGACAAGAUCAAGAGCUUUGGCAAUAAGUACUUCGAACAGGUUGAACGAAAUAAAAGCACGUUUGGAGAGUCGGAACUGGGAGAGAUCACUUCUAAAAUCAACAAAAGGAUAUUCAACUGUAUCAUCCAAGGUGAGAAUGAUGUUAUUGAGAACAACGACCCGGUUCUCACAGACUGUGAGGACUUAGAGAAGAGGUUCUAA